This is a messenger RNA of Acytostelium subglobosum LB1, 903 nucleotides long. RefSeq lists its product as hypothetical. NCBI's taxonomy places the organism in Eukaryota, Evosea, Eumycetozoa, Acytosteliales, Acytosteliaceae. The transcript has 2 exons. Gene Ontology annotation, biological process: regulation of DNA-templated transcription. The record is from RefSeq and is a predicted model, not a curated record. Gene Ontology annotation, molecular function: zinc ion binding; sequence-specific DNA binding. Bases 1 to 903 code for a protein of 300 amino acids.
AUGUGUCCUGUGUCACCAUCAUUUGGACUCAAUCCACUGCAUCCUACUUCUCCAUCAAGUCGACUCACUCAAUCAUUGUCAUCACUGACCACUGCUUAUCAUGAUAAGUCACGGGACCUCAGUGCCAAUUCAUCGCCCACAACUGUGAUGGACUCGGGUGCAGUGCUCGAAUGCUUCAUUGAACUUCGUGAUCUUGGCUCAUCGAUAUCAAAGCAGUCCAAGGAGUCGAUGGUCAAUGGUGACUUCUUGAACGGCCUGGACAAGAUCAAGCAGACUCUGGCAGCACUCGUUCUCAAGGUGGACAGCAUCGAUACAUCAAUGCAGCAGAUCAUUCAGAAUGGCGGAGACUCGAGGAUAUUUGGCAAUAGUGAUGAGGGUAGAGUUCCAGUUUUGACCAGGCCCAGACGUUUCAGGAAGUCCAAGCUGAAGAACAAGUCUGGUGAUCAAACACCAACAAGUGUUGGCGCCAAUUCAACUGGUUGCGAGUCACCCGAGUCAUUGGACAGCUCGGCUUCAUCAAUCAAGAAUGGAUCAUCCAAGAGAAAGUCUGCAGAGUUGAAGCACUGCACAUCAUGUGGCACAACAUCAUCUCCAGAGUGGAGGAAGGGUCCAGCUGGCAAUCAAUCACUGUGUAAUGCUUGUGGAUUGUAUUUUGCAAAGUUAGUGAGGAGAGAAGCCUCACUUGCUUGGAAGCCUCAAAGUGUUGUAAAGGUCAAUGACUUGUUGUGUGUGGGAGGUGUGGCUGCUGCUGGAGGUGUUGGUGCAACUGCAGGUGGUGCCGCACAACAUGGAGCACAACUUAUGAAUAUUCCAAUCAACAAUCAAUGCCAGGCCACUGUUCCCAGCAAUGAUCCAUCAUCUAUGGCAUCAUUGCAAUCAAGUACAUUGAUCGUUCAGAAAUAA